AGAGGGGUUCAACUGCCAGGCUCCCUUCUUCCACCCUGUGAGCUGUCGCUCCGCAGCCGGAAUGGGAAACGAGGCGAGUUACCCAAAAGAGAUAUGCUCUCCCUUUGACCAAGAUGAAAUUAAAAGGCUAAUCAGAAGUUUCAAGAAACUGGACGUGGACAAAUCGGGCACUCUGAGCGUGGAGGAGCUUAUGUCCCUGCCCGAGUUACGGAACAACCCUUUGGCGAAGCGAGUAAUAGACGUUUUCGACACAGAUGGCAAUGGAGAGGUGGACUUCAACGAGUUCAUCUUGGGGAUCUCCCAAUUCAGCGUCAGAGGCAAUGAGGAGCAGAAGCUGAGGUUCGCCUUUAGCAUCUACGACAUCGACAGAGAUGGCUACAUUUCCAACGGGGAGCUCUUCCAAGUGCUGAAGAUGAUGGUAGGAGAAAACCUCAAGAACUGGCAGCUGCAGCAGAUGGUGGACAAAACCAUCAUCAUUUUGGAUAAGGAUGGUGAUGGGAAAUUAUCCUUCGAGGAAUUCAGUGCUCUGGUCAGAGGCCUAGAGGUGCACAAGAAAUUGGUACUGACUUUGUAAGCCCUUUCUGUAAUAGCUUCAUCCAAUAACCUUUCUUUCUUCCCUCUCUUUCAUCUCUACUUAAGGCAUUCAGCAACUAUUUCUCUACUACCCGAAACCGCUUCUCUUUUUGAAACUUUGGCUUUGUCACCAAGGCUGUGUCAGUAAUUAUUCUCUCAAUGACUCAGAGUAUCACCCUAAGCAGAAGAGAAAAAUGAAGGAGUUUUGUGACGAAAGAAAAGAAAAAUGGCUUAAUAAAUUU
This is a messenger RNA of Octodon degus (degu), 815 nucleotides long. It is a transcript of the gene Ppp3r2, whose product is annotated as protein phosphatase 3 regulatory subunit B, beta. Gene Ontology annotation, molecular function: calcium-dependent protein serine/threonine phosphatase regulator activity; calcium ion binding. Bases 62 to 574 code for a protein of 170 amino acids. Lineage: Eukaryota; Metazoa; Chordata; Mammalia; Rodentia; Octodontidae. The record is from RefSeq and is a predicted model, not a curated record. The transcript has a single exon.